Messenger RNA from Cheilinus undulatus (humphead wrasse), 2561 nucleotides. RefSeq names its product cysteine and histidine-rich domain (CHORD) containing 1b (gene chordc1b). NCBI's taxonomy places the organism in Eukaryota, Metazoa, Chordata, Actinopteri, Labriformes, Labridae. The record is from RefSeq and is a predicted model, not a curated record. The coding region runs from base 114 to 1136 and encodes 340 amino acids. The transcript has 11 exons.
AAAUGAGACUAGUAUGAUGUACAGUACUUGAAGGCAACGCUCGUGGAUCAGUGUCCCCCAUUCAGAAGCUUUAGAGUAGUUAGAUAGAAAUUUAACUUAUUUCAUCUGCCGCUAUGUCUGUUCUGUGUUAUAACAAAGGGUGUGGAGAGCGAUUUGAUCCUGAAAAUAACCCAGAAGAUGGCUGCAUCUAUCAUCCUGGAGUCCCAGUAUUUCACGAUGCAUUAAAGGGAUGGUCCUGCUGCAAGAGAAGAACUACUGACUUCUCAGACUUUCUCAGCAUUGCUGGCUGUACAAAAGGUCCUCAUAACAAGGAGAAGCCCCCGGAGCCGGUGAAACCAGAUGUGAAAUCAUCAGGAGAAAAGAAAGAUAUAGAAGAACAAAAACCAAAGUUUAACGAGUACAUCAUCUCAGCACCAAAGCCUCAGGAGGCGAUAAGCAGACCAAGUCCUGAUGAGCCAAUGGUUAGAAUGCAGCAUAAAGUUUCUGCCUCUCUGAAGCAAGCUCUGGAGAAACUAAAAGUGUCUGAAAAUGCAGCUGAAAAGAAAGAGGAGGAAAGUGAUGAGAUCAAGAUCGGAACAUCUUGUAAAAACGGAGGAUGUACUAAAAGCUUUGAUGGACCUGCAAGUGAUUCAGAUGUCUGCUCUUUCCACCCUGGAUGUCCUAUCUUUCAUGAAGGGAUGAAAUACUGGAGCUGCUGUAAGAGGAAAACCUCUGACUUUAACACCUUCCUCUCUCAAGAGGGCUGCACCAAGGGGACACAUUUAUGGAGGAAAAAAGAUGCGGGUAAGAAAGUAGUUCCAUGUCGGUUUGACUGGCACCAGACCGGGGCACAGGUCAUCAUUUCCAUAUACGCCAAAAACGCUGUUCCAGAGCUCAGCUAUGUGGAUGCAAACAGUACCACGCUCAACAUCCAUAUUGUUUUUGAAGGAGAGAAGGAAUUUCAGCAGCAAAUCAGCUUGUGGGGAGUGAUAGAUGUGAGUAAAAGCACAGUGAACAUGAUGGCUGCUAAGAUUGAGGUAGCCAUGAAGAAGUCAGAGGCCAUGUCAUGGGCUCGACUGGACCUCCCUCCCCCCAUCCCCCCACCCAAGGAGAGUGAGAAGAAAGAGGAGGCUGAAAGUGAAGAUGAAGAUGAAUGAUGAGGACUUCAAAUGCAAUCAUAGAGUUGGCAUUUAGCUGAAUCCAAGGCAGUGCAAUCCAUUCCUAACCUCUUUAAAGAGUCGCCUCUCUUGCUGUCACAGAACUUUGGCCUAUGCUCUUUAUAGUUACACUGCUUUUACCUUCAUUCAAGUCAUCCCAUUUGAUUUUGUUCACAUUUUUCUUCAAAAUUUUGCCCUUUUUAUAGUUUGUUGUGAAGGUUGGAAAACUGACAACUCAAAAGUAUUUUCGAAAAAGGUUUAUCACUCAAUUAUCAAAUGACGUUAAGAACAGUGACUCCUAGUUCAACUUAAAGGUGCAGUGGGAAAACUGGGAAUAUUAGUGACACCUUACAGUCAAAUCCUAGAUUCCUAGAUUUCUAUCACCUCUGGUGGUAGCUGAGGCAGCCACUGAAAUAAAACAAAUGUGUAACUGUUCAUAGGUCUCUUUGGUGCUGUAGAAAUCCAAGAUGAUGUGAGUCCUUCAAGGAACCCUUCCCAUGUAAAAGAGAGCUUAUUUAAAUUAAUGAGAGUAAAACACAUAUAUUCUGGUCAAACACUUAUUUAGACAGGCCUACUUCUAAAUAUAAUGUCCCAUAUUUCACCAAUGUUGUCCCACUAAAAUGCUUUUAGUCGAAAUAUUACACACUAUACCUUUAAAUCAAGUCAGAUGAGUUGAAUUGCACUGAAAUUCAUAUGAAAAAAUAACUACAUUCAAAUCAGAAUCCAGUGUGGCUAUGCUUGAUCUCAGGCUCAUUAAAGCUUUCAUAUUGACUAUCCAUAUCAAGUCAUUCUUGUAGCCCACAGCUGUUACUGUCCCCUAUUUCAAAAAUGUUUGACUCAAGGUUUAUUCCACCUUUUAGUUUCAUAGUUUUUGCACUGCUGGCAUACAUGCUGUUGUCACUGAUAUAUUCCAAUUUCAGAGGUGCUUCACAUAGUUUGAGUGCAAAAUUUGGAUCUCCAAAGUGUCUCCUAUUGUAAAAAUAUGAAUUUUAUUCUGACUAAACUGUCAUACAAAAUUAUAAGAUUCCCUCCAGCCUGUUAGAAUUUAGGUUUUACAGCUUCAUACCUACGCUACCCUUUGUUGCAGAAAUUAUCUUUGAAUUAUACCAGUUUUUUUCUACAUUUUAUCUGAUGUAUAUUUUGUACAAGUUAUGCAUCAAACAUGCAUCCAUGUUGUAUUUAUCUAAUUUCUUGUCAACACAAAGAGUAGUUUUAAUCAUGAGAAUGUACUGUAUAUCUGAGAAUGCCAUUUGAACACAAGGUAUCUUAAGCCAAGUACUGUAGGAGUAAAAUGCAAUGCCAGGCAGCAUGUCUCAAGGCUUAGAAUGUAUAAAUGAUAUUUGGCUGAACAAGGCCAUGAUGUAAGGAGAAAAUAUGGGAGCAAUUUAUCUUACCAAAAAUAAACUUUGCGUUGAACUUUUAAAA